AACCACUUCCGUUCUUUUUGAUCGUGAAGUGUAACCAUGGCGGUCGGCAAAAAUAAGGGUGUCUCGAAAGGAGGCAAGAAAGGUUCGAAAAAGAAGGUCGUGGAUCCGUUCACGCGCAAGGAUUGGUACGAUGUGAAGGCCCCGAACAUGUUCAAGAACCGCCAGGUCGGCAAAACCUUGGUUAACCGUACCCAGGGCACGAAAAUCGCCUCGGACGGUCUGAAGGGCCGCGUGUUUGAGGUGUCGUUGGCCGACCUGCAGAACGAGCCCGAUGCGGAGAGAUCUUUCCGCAAGUUCAAGCUGGUGGCGGAGAGCGUGAACGGCCGUGAUGUCCUUACCAACUUCCACGGUAUGGCUUUGACGACCGACAAGCUGCGAUCCAUGGUCAAGAAAUGGCAAACCCUGAUCGAGUGCUCGGUCGACGUCAAGACCACCGAUGGCUUCAUGCUGCGCGUGUUCUGCAUCGGCUUCACCAUCAAGGACUCGAUGUCGCAGCGCAAGACCUGCUACGCCCAGCACUCGCAGAUCAAGAACAUUCGCGCGAAGAUGACGGCCAUCAUCAAGCGUGAAAUCACCAGCACGGAUCUGAAGGGUGUGGUGGAGAAGCUGCUGCCCGACUCGAUCGCCAAGGAUAUCGAGAAGGCGUGCCAGGUCGUGUACCCGCUGCACGAUGUCUACAUCCGCAAGGUGAAGGUGCUGAAGAAGCCGCGAUUCGAUCUGUCCAGUCUGAUGGAAUUGCACGGUGAUGGCGGCGGCAAGGCUGCUGAAGUGUCGACCGGUGCCGCUUCCGGUGUCGUCGUCGACCGUCCGGAAGGCUACGAACCGCCAGUACAGGCGUCCGUUUAAAUAUCUGCGCCGAUGCUUGUCCGGUGUUGAGGGGGUGGUCGUGAAAAAUGUCAGCCCACCAACCAUGUGCUGGAUGGUGCGGUGUGGUUUGACUACAAUCUAAUUUUCCAACAAGUAUAGGAGUGUGUUUGAAGCAGCGAGGAACGCGAAGAGAGAAAGAGAAAAGAAAUACAACCUUCGACAGCGUUGUGUACACAGGAAA
Molecule: messenger RNA, 1048 nt
Organism: Anopheles arabiensis
Lineage: Eukaryota; Metazoa; Arthropoda; Insecta; Diptera; Culicidae
Gene: RpS3A
Product: 40S ribosomal protein S3a
Exons: 3
Coding region: 37-846 (269 amino acids)
Biological process (GO): translation
Cellular component (GO): ribosome; cytosol
Molecular function (GO): structural constituent of ribosome
Source: RefSeq, a predicted model, not a curated record